ACCACCCCCCCCCCUCCGCCUUAUCCAAUCCUUUCCUUCCCCUUCCCUCGAACCCUCCUCCCCCUUUCCACUCCCUUCCGCCACCACCCCACCCCCCUGCCUCCAAGUUCUGCGCUGGAAGCCAACCAUGUCCGGCUCCCACCAGCCCAUCAUGGGGAGCUCCUCACGACUGAGUGUCUCUGACACGAUGACCCAGCUGAAGGAGCUGAUUGUGGCCGGUCGCAGCAAGGCCAAGGAGAAGCAGCCCUCCUUCGAUCCGUUUGUGUAUCACGACGACCUGCCCACCCUGGACGAUCGCGUAAAUGUCCUCUUCGCCUAUGCUGAUCGCCCGCGCAUCAUGAAGAUCGUGGAGCUGUCCAACGCCGGCUUUGGCGAGUCCUGGGGCACCCUCUCGGAUCGAGACAAGGUGAAGACCAUCAAGACGCAUUUGACACGGCUGGCCCUGUCGUCGUCGGACUUCGGCGAGUCGCAGUCGGUGCGCAAGCUGUCCGACUCGCUGCUCGAGCCGACGGUCAUCAACUCCACGUACUUCUUCCUCGCCGCGGCUGCCGGCCUGCUUCCCUCGCCAACCAGUGUCGAGGCACACCGGCAGGCGAUCCGCAGCAACUGCCAUCUGAUCACCAUCUCCACCGUGUCCGUCAGUAAUCCCGACGGGCAGAUGCUGCCGGCGCGUGGGUUUGUCGUGCUGGCCUCGCGCCUGGAGAGCCACCUGCGAGUACUCAACCGCUUCGCGACCGCGGCUCCCGGCCCCCCGGAGGCGGACAUCCCGGAGGCAGACCUCGAUCGGCAUUGGGAGCAGGUGGCCGAUUUGUGCACCAUCUUGAGUGCCCUCCUCGCCGGUGCCGACCGCUCGUGCAUGGAGGACGUCUUUUCGCCCGGCUCGCGCGCGGCCUCCGACCAGCCGGAGGUUUGGGCCACAGACCCGGGCCUGGCACGCGAAGCGCGUGCUCCCCUGCCUGGCCGGACGCGCUCUCUUUUCAUCAUCCUGGCCGAGGCGUUGAUUGUACAGUCGUCCGUGCGCAGCCGCGCGCCGGGGAGCGGCUCCUCGCCACAGUCCGCCUCUCGUCGGUACCCGGACUCCAUGCCUCUGCGGCGAGUUCUCUUCCUCCUUCGUGCCCUGCUGCAUGCCUCCUUUGGCCAGCAUGCCGGUGAGUGGAGCCAUCUGAUGGACCAUGCGCGAAUGCGUGCCGGCUUGGCCCCGCGGCGCCGGGUGGAGGCUCCUCCUGGGACUUCAACGACGAUGUGCGAGUGCCUGGCACUGCCGGCCAGCGCGGCACUGGAUCAUGCCAGUCCCGUUGUUCGACCGGCUUUGGGCGUGUAUACGAAGAACUCCCGUCGAGAGCGUGUGCGCUUUGCCCAGGUGACCGCGGCGCGCUUCUACGGCGUUGAGCCACCACCCGGACCCAAUGAUCAGGGCACCCCGGUGGCAGAUCAGCUGCUGGAGCAGCACUGCCUAUGUGUGGCCCUCGGUCGGCGUGGGUGCACUCACUGCCCGGAGCGCUGCGGGGGCGGCGUCUUUCGGGACCCUCUGUAUGCCACGCUGCCGCGCUCGGUGCAGGUGAGCCUGGCCACCCUGGCCCGGAACCAGUAUACCUCGCUGCAUUCCUUGACCAUCGAGAACUUCCUGCGCAAUUUGCGCAACGCCAGCAGCGAGAAUGCCCCUCUUCCCGAGCCCUCGGACCAAUACUCCGGACAUCUGCCCUUCGCGGCGCCUUGGUGGGAGGGCCUUGUUCCGCCGCGGCCGACAGGUGCUGCGGCCGGUCCGUCCGGGCGCUCACUCAUGGCCGAGCGCCUGGACGCCCUGCAUACCUUCUUCUCCCAGCUCAUUCCCUUUGCCCCGGGUCUCAUCGUGCUGCUGGAAACCCUGCUCCUGGCCUCGCUUCCCAGUACCACGAGCUAUGUCAAUGAUUCCAACAUCAUGGGCGAGCUGCGCUAUGCUCGGCGGCAUAGCAUCUUCACUGGGGAGCGUGGCGAUGCCGGCACCGGGGGCGGGUCCUCCGGCGGAUCUGGUUUUGGUGGAUCUGGAUCCAGCUCCAACAGUGGCUCUUUCCAGGGGUCGCUGCCUGACAUGGUGGAUGAGCUGCGCCAGCGCGAGCUUGUGGCCUAUGCGACGACCGGCUUGCUGCUGACCCUGCUCAAGCUGGCCAAGAUUUCCCAUGGUCUGCUCUUUGAGUACUUCACCCACAUGCUGGUCAAGAACAAUGGCAUUCUCCUGGUGAUUAAGUUCCUUCGCCAAAACAUGGGCACCUACAUCACCUCUAAGGGGGACAUCCCGGAGCUCAACUUCUUGAACAUUUCCACAAAUUGGGAAGGCACAUACUCCAAAUCCUGCUGGGCCGAAGAUGGGUCUGGCUCUGGGUCGGUUGUGCCGAGCUCCUCCUCCCCUCUGACGGUGGGCGGCGCCAGUCGCGGCAACAGCAUCAACCUGACCGGGAUUCCGGCCAACCUGGCCUCCGGGGUAGCCAAUCGCAGCCGGGGCAAUAGUCUCAGCCUGACCGGUGGUCUGCCACUGAAUCUGAUGUCGGCGGCGGCGGCGGCUGCCGCUGCGCCGGCCCCGGCCGCGGCCUCUGCAAUGCGCAACCAAUAUGUCAGCUUCCGCAAUGCCUCGACGGUGCUGGUGCUGCUGCGCCUCCUGCAAAAGAUGACCAAGAACCAGCCGGCGCGCAUUGCCCUCCUGUACCAAACCAAGGUGGAUGACGUUUUGCGCCGGCUGCUUAAGCUGCCGGUUAUUCUCUCCUUCAGUCCGUACACCCGGCGGCGUGGCCCGCGUCCCGGAAUGGAAGCAGCGGAGGGUGGCUCGGCGCCGGAUUCCCCGGCCGAUGCGACUUCGGCUGUGGCCGCCCCCACGACGGCAGAAUCCAGCGCGGGUGAUGCCCCUGCUGCGAGCACCACGACGGCCAGCCCCUUCGAGCGCUAUGCUUUGAAGAUUAUUCUGUCCAUGCUUCCGCUGCUUGGUCGGACAUGGGUGCACCAGCAUAUGCGCAUCCUGUCCGGCGUCUUCUACAAUGUCCCCAUGCGUCUGGGCGUUGAGCGGGUGCUGUUCUGUGCUCCGGCCGGUGGAAUCGGCGUGCCGGGACUGAAUGACAGCCAGCGCCGCCAGCUGGACACCCUGGAGCUGGCGCACACCCUGCAAACGUAUCUCUACGAUUCGGAUCCGGAUGGCGAGAGGGUGUACGACGAGAUGCUGGACCUGCCGGACUGGGAGGACGGGACCCCGAGCGCCGAUCCGGUGGAUGAUCCCGACAAUCUCAAGUCCCUGGCGGCCCUGUAUGCAGCGGCCCUCGAGCGGGACUAUCUCAUCGGGGUGGAGAAUGCCGGCAUGGGUCACACCCUGACGGCGCAUCUUCCGUCGGCGGAUGCGGCUGCCGCCGCCAUUCCUGGCGGCCCGGCUGGCCAGGCGGACAUGCUGAGCCUGGACGAAUUCAUGGGCUCCGGCAUUGGGACCGGCGAGGAGAGCGUGAACCUGACCGCAUCCACAGACUCCUCAUUCCAGCUGGACCGCAUGUUGGCCGACAUGCCGGACCUGGAUGAGGCUGACAUGAUGGCCUCAAUGGCCGCAGGUGGCGGGGACUUGGAACUUUGGCUUGAGCGUGAGGUCUUCGCUGGUGCCUAUUCGGCCGAGUGGGCACAGUUCCUGCACGGGCAGCCGGCCGACGGGGCUGGCGGUGGCCUGGCAGCAAUGGCCCUGCGUCCGGGGAUAGAUCUUUCGGAGCUUCCGCCAGACCCGCAGCAGGCCGCCUGGAACCGGGUGGUUUGAGCCCGGCAGGCAUCUCCCUCUUUUCCUCUCUGUGGUCGCCCUCCCUGCGGUUGCCUUUUUCCCCACCCGCGAGAGAAAAGAAGGGACGCCCCCGAUGGAGACAAUGUAAACCAAUAUACGUGACCCCCCUUCCUCC
Molecule: messenger RNA, 3893 nt
Organism: Fonticula alba
Lineage: Eukaryota; Rotosphaerida; Fonticulaceae
Exons: 8
Coding region: 128-3757 (1209 amino acids)
Biological process (GO): cytoskeleton organization
Cellular component (GO): cytosol
Source: RefSeq, a predicted model, not a curated record